This is a messenger RNA of Moesziomyces antarcticus, 1488 nucleotides long. Its product is annotated as DUF821 domain-containing protein. The transcript has a single exon. The record is from RefSeq and is a predicted model, not a curated record. The coding region runs from base 1 to 1488 and encodes 495 amino acids. Lineage: Eukaryota; Fungi; Basidiomycota; Ustilaginomycetes; Ustilaginales; Ustilaginaceae.
AUGUCGGGCCUCCUGAACAAGUACGUGCGCGUACCCACCAACACACCGCUCCCUUCCACCAUCUCAGAUACCCGCACCUCCUCCGCUACCGCCGGCUUUGGCCGCGCACGCACACGCUGGGCGCUCAUCGCAGCCGCCCUCUUCACCCUCCUCGUCUUCUUCGGCUUUGCUUCCUCCGACUCGGAAACAUCGGCUACCUGGAAGGCAAAGGCGGGCGAAUAUGCAGGCAGGAUCACCUCCGAGUCGUGGUCGUGGGGCAAAUCCAAGCCCUCCAAGACCGGCUUCUCCUCAGUCACCGACGUCGAUGGCAACGAAUUUGGCCGCUGGCUCAACGGCUCCGGACGCGCAGAUCUGCACUACGACUCGCCCUUCAACCCCGAGGACCUCACACUCACCGAAGACGAGUGUGACACCUUCUUCCCCGGCCUCUGGAAGGAGAUCGACCGCAGCGUAGACUACUACACCGAGCAUCCGCUCACCGCAGAGUACCUCGACAAGGUGUGCGACGACGGCAUCUGGUCGCACGCCCGCGUGCUCAUCCACAAUAACCGCGUCUACCUCAAGUACUUCCAGCAGUCGCCCUUCACCCGCGUCAACUCGGCGCUCGCACUGCUCUUCCAGUCCGUCACCGGCGCACGCGAGAAGCUGCCCGACGCCGAAUUCUGCCUCUCCGCCAACGACUGGGGCAGCAUGGGCAAGUUCUCGCUCGACCGCGCCCCCUACCUCGUCGACCUCUGGCUCAUGCCAGACUACGGCUUUUACAGCUGGCCUGAGCCCGGCAUCGGUUCAUACACCGAGCACCGCGAAAAGACGCUCGAGCUCGAAAACGCAACGCCCUGGAGCGCAAAGAUCAGCAAGCUCUUCUGGCGCGGCGCCAUGAGCGUCGGCACCGCCGACCGCAAGGCCUUGCUCGCCGCCGCCGAGAACCACGCCUGGAACGACGUCAAGCCGCUCGACUGGGGCAACCGCGAAGGCUUCGUCUCCAUGGCUGACCACUGCAAGUGGAAGUUCCACGCAUUCCCCGAAGGCAUGACCUACUCCGGUCGCUUGCGCUACCUUCAAAACUGUCGAUCCGUCAUCGUCACGCACGAGCCACGGUGGAUCCAACACUGGACGCACCUCUACAAUCCGGAUCCGGAAUCGCCCGAUCAGAACAUCGUCUUUGUGCCCGAGUACACCGGUACCGAGCCGGGCACCGAGGUCCAGGAUGACCGCGGCCAGGUCUUCAGGGAUAGAACCUGGAUGCGAUUGCCCGAAGUCAUGGACUCGCUACUCGAGGACGACGCACGCGCAAAGAGGAUCGCCGAUAAUCAGUGGAGCUUCUUUAGGGAGAGGUACAUCAGUCCCGCCAGUGCUGCAUGCUAUUGGAGGAAGGCCAUCAAGUCCUAUGCCGGCGUACAGCAGUUCAAGGUGAACUACACCGGCACCGAAACCAGCUACGAGAGCUUCCUGGUCUUGGGCAACAAGCUCAAAGGUAUUGCAGAGUAA